Molecule: messenger RNA, 2570 nt
Organism: Anarrhichthys ocellatus (wolf-eel)
Lineage: Eukaryota; Metazoa; Chordata; Actinopteri; Perciformes; Anarhichadidae
Gene: cdkn2aip
Product: CDKN2A interacting protein
Exons: 4
Coding region: 93-1022 (309 amino acids)
Cellular component (GO): nucleoplasm; nucleolus
Source: RefSeq, a predicted model, not a curated record
AUCGUCAGUCUUGCGUCAUCAAUCGGUCAUGUAGCUAGCUUAGCUAGCAACACCUCGCAACGGAGAGAGAGCUUGGUCGUUCCAAAGCCGGGAUGGCGUGUGAGACGAGCGAAGAGGACAUUGUUUCAGAGUACCUGGUCCAGAACCCACAGCUGGCCCAGUGGGUCGAUACUCUCAGGACCUACUGUGAGAGCAACAAACAGUGGGCUGCUCGGAGAGAGUUCAUCCUCAGAAACAUGGAGGCUUCUUCUUACACCACCACACUGGAGCUCGGAGUCCCCAGCAGCAGUAAUCUGGACAAGCUGCUCUCUCUGUCCAUGGUCUGGGCCAAUCACGUGUUCCUCGGCUGCAGCUAUUCGCAGGCUGUGAUGGACCGGAUCAAGGAGAUGGGUGAGGGGAUAGUGGUCACAGAUGCCCCCGUUCGCAAAACGACAAAAGAUGGAAUCCUGGCCAGAGGAAAGCGGACUGAGGGUGGCGCUGACGGCGCUGUGAAAAGAGCCAGAUGUGGAGCUCCGUGGCCUGCGAGUCAGAAAUCCGGACCUCGUCCACAGGCUCCAGCAGAGCACCAGCCCUUCUUCAACCGCCUCUACAAGGCGGUGGCCUGGAAGUUGGUGUCGGCGGGGGGCUUCGGUCCAAACUUGGACCAUUUUGAAAUACUUUGCAGCUGCGUCGAGUCAUGUAAAGAGACCCUGACCAGUGUGUUUGUGCCACUGAAGGACAUCGACGGCCUCCCCGCGGGUCGCACGCAGAAGGAAGGCCACGUGUGCGAGAUCCGCUGUCAGACUGUGUACAUGGGGACUGGAUACGGGCGGGACGAGGCCGCCGCCAGGGCCAUGGCUUCCAAAGAGGCCCUAAAAGUCUUUCAGGGGCGAAAAGUGUCUGUAAAGAUCUGCAGACGGAGGUUCAAAGGGAGAGAAGUGGAGGACUUAAUGUUGUUGGACGAACAGCCUCGGAGUCAGGGCUCUCCUCCUGCUCUCAGCUACCCUUUUGAGGCCGAGCAGCAGGAAGACGCUUCCUCAUAGAGCAGACGGUUUGUGACAUUCGCCCUGCCGUGGUGCCUGCUGGGAGCAGAGACGAGUGACGUCUACUGAAUGGAGCUACUGAAGGACUUCGUGACCGUGUCGGGGAGCAGACUGUUGAGCAUUUCCCACAAUACUUUGGUGUCAUAAUGCAGCUGGCACGGUGUAAGAGCAAUGUACACAUAGCUGAAGAUGAGGAAUAAGUCCAGAUGUUGUUUUUGUUUUUCAACUUAAUUGAUGUCAACAUUAAUUUCUAUUUCUUUUUUUUUAACAAAUGUACCCGCUAACCGUUUGCAUUUUAGGAUUGUUUCUGUAUCGGGUUGCGAUUACAUUCUCAUUUCUACUGACCCAAAUGUUAGUUGAUAAAAGUUAGGACAGUUAUUUAGAGGCACCAGCGUUUAAUUCUCAUUUUUCUACUUUAAAGAAAGUGUGUUUCUUCAAUCAAAGUAUUGCUUCAAAGAAUUGACUGACUAGUUUGAGGGUUUUUUUACAGUAUGUUUCAGGAGGCCAACUACAGUACCCAUUAUAUGAUAUAUUAUGAAUGCUACUGCUUUUAUUUGUUUUCUUUAUUUAACUUCACUGAUUCAAGAGAAAGUGAGACCCACACAACGCUGGGAUGUGUUGGAGAGUCAGUUCAUAAAACAUGAGACAGUUUGACACCGUGUGCACAGCUGCAUGUGUCUGAGGGUGAAGUGCUGCUGUGGUUUCUUUGAGUUCUUUCUUUGUUCCUGUUUGGUUGAAGGUGAACAGGGUUGCAUUGAGGUGUGAGUUCCCACACUGUUCCUGUGUGUUACUGUACGUUUACACCAGUGGUUCUGUUUCUAAAUAUAUUUUUAAAUAAACAAAAUAAUUUAACCGCGUAAAGUUUUAUUUGGUUUCUACCUGCAGAUUCACACAAAAGACUACAGCUAAAGAAAAUGAUAAUAAUUUGGAUCCAUAAGUAGAGUUGUGUCGCCUCUUAUUAGCAGUAAUUGGCAAGUUCAGACAGCAGCCGAGCAGGAUGACUCCGCUCCUCGUUAGAGACGCUUAAAUACCAGCUCCGAUAAAUAAAGAAUCCUAAAACUCACGCUUGACCUCCCACAGUAGAAACUGAGCUAUUGUUUGUGUCAGCAGGAUUCCUCCGGCCUCAUCAGCACAGUUCACCGGACUUCAUCCACACGGCUGCACCGGGACUCCUUUCACUCCGUUGGACGGUCUGAACACUGAUCUGUGACGCGGGCCUUAGAGCAGCGGCGGCGGGUGGACGCUCGUUUUUAUUUCAACGUCCUGCGUGAUUUGGGAAUGGAACAAAGUUCCACCGCUAGAGACGGCCCUGCCUUUGUGUGAAUUUGAGGCCGGUGUGGCUGUGAGAGUUCAAACCUUUUCAUUUAGAAACUGAUUUAGUUUGACCUUUUACUUUCCCACAUUAUUGACCGCGCUAUUGAAUUCUACCAACAGUCCCCUUUAUUAUUUAUUUGUCAAUCCAUCAGUUGGAACACUGGAUGUAAACGCCAGUGGUGGAAGAAGUAUAUUCAGAUGGUUGUUUUUAAAGAUUUCUACUUGAUGUAGAAU